Messenger RNA from Botrytis byssoidea, 222 nucleotides. RefSeq lists its product as uncharacterized. Bases 1 to 222 code for a protein of 73 amino acids. The transcript has a single exon. The record is from RefSeq and is a predicted model, not a curated record. Lineage: Eukaryota; Fungi; Ascomycota; Leotiomycetes; Helotiales; Sclerotiniaceae.
AUGGCGAUUUUUCACGAAUUGGCCAUAGCGACUGCGCGACGACCUUAUCCGUUUGUCCUCGCGCUUCUCCUCACUCUCCUCGUCUUCCUCUGGACCACUGGACCCAAAAAGUUUUCUCCAGCGCCGCUCCCAAGGAUAUAUACCCCCACCGUCGGCCAUGGAUCUGAUGCGCAACAGGAUUCGGAGUAUAUCAGUGGACGAUUUGGAAUCGACGGGACGUGA